GGAUACUAUGUUGACAUGGGAUAUUGGAUGUGGCAAUACAAAAUUUUCUACAUAGCAUGAUAAGGCAUGGUCUGAUUUUCAUGAGAAGAGUUAUUUGUUGUAAAGUACCAGUGAUAUUCAGAGUUCGUCAGAUGUGGGUGAAAGGUUUUGCAGUGAAUUCACUAAAUAGGCUUAAUUCUUUAAGCAGGUCCAGGAAGAUAAUUGGUGGAAUAUUAGUGUUCCUAGUAUUUCUAUAUUUACUUGGUUCCAGAAUUCCCAGCAUUGGACAAAAAUCAUCACCAGUUGAUGAAACGGCUUCAUUAUGUAUAGAUGACAAUCUAAGGUUUCUAAGAGGUGAAGUUAAAAAAUAUGAUGCAUUUAUAAAUCACAACCCACAGAUUGCUGGAGAGCAAUUCUACCCAGCUUAUGUUGGAAAUGGAAAGGUAUCGGUAUCCUUGGACAGUGAGAAGGGAAUGUACAUCAGACUAAACAGGGCUUUGUCAUUACCUGUCAAAUAUUAUCCUAUAGUCACUGCACAUUUGGAUGACUAUAUUUCAAAGGAUGCAACAGUGUUAAAUAUUCAUCAUGGAAUAGCAGAAAAGAUACAGUGUUUUGAAGUUGACAAAGGGUGGAGGAGUAACUGCCUUACAGUAGAAUCCUUGGUUUAUGCCAGUAGGACUAGACCUUCUAUAUUAGUUCAAGAUAUCAAAAUCAGAAAUCCUAGUAAAAACUCAGUGGUAGUAAAUUUAGACCAGAUUGGUGAGACACAGUUGAAGGAUGCCAAAGUUAGUAAAGCUAGUACUACAGAUGCAACAGGAAUGUCUGUGGAGUAUACAUCAACUCAGGGAGUCAUCCUGAUACCAGAUUCAAAGUACAAAGUACACAUUGCUAUAGCAACAGUUAAAAUUGGUCCUUCUGUAGCCAUCAAAGCUGGAAAGUCUGUUAGAUUCCAUGUAGUAACAGCAGUUAAUUAUUCACAACCUGUCGAUUUAAAGUCAAAGGCACCAGAACACCUACAGAGGAGUGUGGAUCAGCUCUUGGAGUCAGUUUUGAAGAUAGAUUAUGCAUCACUUAGAGAAGAGCAUAUUAAAGUUUGGAGAGAUAUAUGGAAAAGUGGAUUUGGUAUCAGUAAUUCCAAGGCAACUGGUUCCUUGAAUGGAGAUAAAAUCAACACUACAAUAUACUAUGUCCUCAGUAACAUUCAGGCUCCGUUACAUGAGCUGAGUACGACCAUUGAGGAAAAGUCAAAGAUCCAGAAAACUUUACAUUAUCCAGAUAGAUGUUAUGGAGGUCACACAUUAUUGUUUUAUUCUGAAACAUUAUGGUCAGAGAUAAAAGAUGAGGAAGACAUUGCUGAUGUGACCUCUACAUGGAUGAUCACAUUAGAGAAGAAAGGAUGUAAUAUUAUUGUCAGAGCAGGUGCUGAAGGAGUAUUACAAGCCAUACUACUUAGUCUUGGUGGAUUAAGAUUUGACGACAACCAUUUGGAGAUGUCCAUGGAACCAAAGGAUCUCCAUAGAGACUUAUUAUUCCAUAGACUUAACUAUGGCAACAAUACACAUGUGAACAUAUCUGUGAUAGUAGGCAAUGACAAUAAGGCUGUCAUACGUGUAUCUUUAGAUAGAAAUGAUCGCCCAUAUUAUGCCUGUGAUGCUGGAUGUAUAGAUGCACCCAUUGCUUUAAGUAAAGAGGUAGUUCAGUUUCCUGUGAAGAGGACUGAACCAUUAACUUCCAUCCUGUAUAUAACAGCUGAUAAACAACACAUGGAGGAACUCAAACACACAAUACAUGUCAAGGAGAUUAAAGAAGCUCCAGCACAUGAACACCAUGUCAUUGCGUUACACAAACAUGGCCACCAUUUUGGAGGACUUCCAACAAUAUUUUGGGCUUCUUUAGCAUUCCUUAUAAUUAUAUUCCAUUUGUUUUUAUUUAAACUGAUAUAUAAUGAGUACUGCCAGGGACAAGAUAGGUACGGUCGGACUAGAUAUAGUGUGUGAUUGAGUGUUUCCAUGGUGACCAUGUUUUUGUUGGUAAUCUUCCAAUGGCAGCUAACUAUAGAGACAAGUGAUACAAUAUCUAGAAACAUGAUAUCAGCCCAGAAAGGCAACCAGAUAAAAGUUUGGAUCUUUCAAGUGCCUGCGUUGAGUAACUGUGUUGACAAGAAAUUAUUUCUUCUGUGGGAUAGUAUUUUAUUGAGAAAUUCAAAGUUCUCAAAGGUGCUGGAUUGUUUAAUAACCUUUCUGUCCAGUGGACAAUUAUCACUUAUUGCUGCAGACAUAUUUAACUUAGCAAUCAGUAUUAAAGUCACUAAAAAUUACCAAAAUUUAAUUAGUCAAAUUUAAAAAAAAAAUCAUUGCUGGUCCAACAAGCAUUUUACGGGUUUUGACUGACAGACAGAUGUCCUUCAUAAGCCUAGAAAAUUUAAAUUCUUCAAUUUUGAAAAAAUUCACUGUGACAGGUAUUGGAAUAGGUCUCACGGAAUUAUUGUGUUGCAUGAUCUACAAAAUGUACAAGCGUGAUCUAAUGGUGGUCUGACUUUUCAAGCAGGGUGCAAGUAGAAUAUUUAUCAUGAAAAAUCCAAGUAUUUGAUUGAAAGCAAUAAUUUUAUCUUCUUGUUUUAAUUACUUUAAUAUCAGUAUGUGAUUUUGAAAUUCUGAAUAGAAGCAGAAAAUGAAGCCUUUGUGUUGUCAUUCGUUGAUUCUAUUCCGUGUAAAAGAACUCUCUGUAUAUGUGGAAAAGAUAACAGGCCACAGCAACACUUAAUCUGUUUCUUUGAUUAGAGGAUGUUAUACAUCACACCUAUAAAAUUAAUUGAAUCAGCAAUUAACUAAAUGCAAAUUGAAUUCGGAGAUAAAUUUUUUUUUCAAUUUUCAGUGACUAUGUGAUUAUAAAUAAAACCUGGGCCUACGGUCAUACUCUUUACUCAGUGAUCUAACUACAAAUUUGUGCUCUAAACACCAAAUCCAGUAUUUGAUUGGUUGAAUUCUGAGUACGAUAAUCAUACUCCAAAUGUUUCUGACCGGAAGGCCUGGAAAUCAAAGGUUGUGAAUAUCAGCUUUUGAUUAUGAAGUCUUAAUUUCUUUGUUGCUUUCUUUUCUUUCAUACAUAUAGGUUUCAUCAUCAUUAUAAAGCACACAGACAGCACACUUUUUUUUCAAAGCAAUUUCUAAGCUUUUUUAAAGCCAUGUAAAGUUAAUAUUCUUCUUCUCACUCAAAUAAUGUUUUUCUAGCUCAGAUGUCUGGGUAUAUUUUAUGUUAGCAUUUAUUUAACAACAAUUUGGAGAUGGAGUUUGUUAUAAAACAUAUCAACCCUUUUCUCUCUUUCGCUACUGGUAUCUCUUGAGCUGCAGUAGUCUUGAGUCAGUGGAACCUUUUAUGGUUAUAAGAUGCAUUCUGCAGCAGAGACAAAUGUUAUCACCUAAAUAGAAAAUCAGAAGUCCACUUUUUUAUCAUUAAAUAGAAAUCCCAAGAAUUCUUAUUUGCCAUUGCCUGUAUUUACAUGUAAAUGUAUUCAAACUGUAUUCUUCAGGUUUGAAAAUAAAUAAUUACUAUUCAGGAGAGUAAUAAAACCAAUUUAUGUAUUUUCACAUGUUUCUUGAAAUUAUGCAAUAACAAAUGUAAUUACAAUUGUAUAUUUUUGUGGGAUAUCUUGUUUGUUAAGUAUGUGAUUGAAGUGGAUAUUUUUUGUUUAUUUAUUUAUCAUGUUUAUAUAUGCCAGUUGGUAAAUGUAGCUUAUGUGUGUAGAUUCUAAUUAGCAGGAAUUUAACAAGAACUUGGAGUAUUUUAUUUUAAGUUCAAAAUGAAAAAGCUUGUAAUGUGUAAGGAUGUAAUUGUUAUGCAUAAAUGCAAGUAGUUUGUGAAGUGUGAGGAGUUCCAAUCCAUGUCUAGAUAUUAUUAUGGCAAUAGUUGUUUGCACAUCAAGCAGUCCUUUUCAACCCUCUGUAACUUUUUUUCUAACAUUUUUUAUGCAGCUAUCAGAGAAAUUCCUAAAGCACACUGAAUGAUUUGUUUUGUUGAUUUAUUUUAAGUUUUCUGUAGUAUGUUUGACCUUGAUUAAAACUAAGAUUUUUACAGAUUGCAGUAAUUUUUCUUCGGGACAUGAAGUAAUGCACCUGCUGUUUUUAUUUUUGAUCAGAAAUAUUUUGCAUCUUUCCCAUACCAAAACAUAGAUUCAUAUUAUUUGGCAACACAUUUCUUCCUUUGAAGACACAUAUGUUUAGACAUCAAUUUUGCUUUUUAUUCAACACUCAUGACAGUAUUAAUCAACUGUAAAAGUUAGUAUCAAUUCCUAAUACAUAUUUAUAGUUAUACAAUGAUCUCUUAAAGUUUAAUAUCUGAUGCAAUUUAUAAACAUCAACAUCAUAUUUUAUAAGUCAAUAAGGUCAUAGAGUUUUAAGAAAUGAAGUUAAGACUUUUAGGGAGAUCUCUGUCAUAUUUUAGUUCAUUGAUAGCUUGUCUCAUUGGUAAUCCUCCCCUAUCUUCUCAUUUUCUCUUUCAAUACAAGUGUAAGGAAAUGUUACAUUUUUAUUAUUAGGUUGAAGGACCUGCAUAUAUUUUGCACAUGUACUGAGGUGCAAAAAAUAAGUGUGAAAUUAUUUUUAUUUCAUAGUGCUAUAUCAUAUCAAAUUAAAUGAGCUGUAUAAGCCUGUUGAAUGAAGGAUCUUCUGAUUCUAUCAUUGAUAUGUAAUGAUUAUUAUUGUUCAUGGGAUUUGAUAUAUUUGUUAUAAAGGAUUAAAAAUGUCCAUCAUCUA
Mytilus californianus (California mussel) is the source of this 4730-nucleotide messenger RNA. RefSeq lists its product as uncharacterized. The record is from RefSeq and is a predicted model, not a curated record. The coding region runs from base 57 to 1976 and encodes 639 amino acids. Lineage: Eukaryota; Metazoa; Mollusca; Bivalvia; Mytilida; Mytilidae. The transcript has 15 exons.